AUGUUCAAAAGCGGCCAAACGAAUCCUUACGAUGAGCUUGUCGUCAAGGCCACCGAUGAGAACCUUACAGGCGAGAACUGGGAGAUUAUAAUAACACUGUGCGACAAAGUAGCGGAUGAAGGCGAAGCAGGCGCUCGCAACGUCGUCGCCGCACUGCUCAAGAGGCUAACGCACCGCACGCCCAAUGUCCAACUCUACUCUCUCUCGCUCUCAGAGUCACUCUCCAAGAAUUGCGGCGUCCAGCUUCACCGCGAGCUUGCAUCCCGCGCGUUCACGCAGGCUCUGGAGAAGCUCAUCACCGAUCGGAUGACGCACGACAAGGUCAAGAAGCGCGCGUUGAUGCUCAUCGCGAUGUGGACAGCCGACUUUGAGAGCGAUCCGUCGCUAGGCGUCAUGGAGGAGUGUUACAACAAUCUCAAAGCGAAGAACUACAAGUUCGAAGCACCCGAUGAACCACCUCCGCCCGCCGUGGACGAUGAAGUCCGUCGGCGCGAGGAAGAAGAACUGCAGCGCGUCCUCGAGAUGUCCAUGCACGACAAGGGUGGUCGCGGGCAGUACGCCGCGUACGACGCCGGUGGUGCGGGAAGUUCUUCAGCUGCAGGAAGCUCCAGUGUGCCUGCACCCGGGUACACUCCGGCAACGACCUCGUCGAGCGCAGCGGGUCAAUCGGCGUAUGCUGGCGGAUACACCCCCGCAGCCCCUGCAGCCGCACGAUCGCCCUCGCCCAAAGCGCAGCCGCAGGCAGCAGUGUCCACAGCAUCCUUCCCAACGACAUCCACCACCACGACAUCUCCAUCCGCGACCCAGCAACAGCCCCCCGCCGCAGGAGCACCCUCCGGCUCUGUCGUCUCCCGCGUGCGUGCGCUGUACACGUUCGAAGCCACCGAGCCUGGCGAGCUCCCGUUCGACAAGGGCGACAUCAUCAAGGUCGUCGACCGCGGGUACAAGGACUGGUGGCGCGGCCAGUUCAAGGGCCGCACGGGCAUCUUUCCCGUCAACUACGUUGAGGCGAUGCCGGAGCCGACGCCCGUGGAGCUCGCGCGGGAGGCGGAGCAGGAGGCGGCGGUGUUUUCGCAGGCGGCGAAUGUGGAUCGCUUGUUGACGAUGCUGAGGGGGAUGGAUCCGGCGAGCGAUAAUUUGGCGGAUAAUGAGGAGGUGCAGGAGUUGUAUCGGUCUUGCAUGUCGCUGAGGCCGAAGAUUGUCAAGCUGAUUGAUAAGUAUAGUCAGAAGAGAGCCGACUUGAUCUCGAUGAACGAAAGCUUCGUCAGGGCACGGACAAUAUUCGAUCAGAUGAUGGAAGAGUCGCUCGCCCGGCACUCAGCCAGUGAGUCUUUCGUAUGA
Coniophora puteana RWD-64-598 SS2 is the source of this 1341-nucleotide messenger RNA. RefSeq lists its product as uncharacterized. Gene Ontology annotation, biological process: protein transport to vacuole involved in ubiquitin-dependent protein catabolic process via the multivesicular body sorting pathway. Lineage: Eukaryota; Fungi; Basidiomycota; Agaricomycetes; Boletales; Coniophoraceae. The transcript has 7 exons. Gene Ontology annotation, molecular function: phosphatidylinositol binding; ubiquitin binding. The record is from RefSeq and is a predicted model, not a curated record. Gene Ontology annotation, cellular component: ESCRT-0 complex. Bases 1 to 1341 code for a protein of 446 amino acids.